Cololabis saira (Pacific saury) is the source of this 3546-nucleotide messenger RNA. RefSeq names its product pre-mRNA-processing factor 39. Gene Ontology annotation, molecular function: protein binding. The coding region runs from base 8 to 2194 and encodes 728 amino acids. The transcript is spliced from 15 exons. Gene Ontology annotation, biological process: RNA processing; mRNA 5'-splice site recognition. Gene Ontology annotation, cellular component: U1 snRNP; U2-type prespliceosome; commitment complex. The record is from RefSeq and is a predicted model, not a curated record. NCBI's taxonomy places the organism in Eukaryota, Metazoa, Chordata, Actinopteri, Beloniformes, Belonidae.
UGGCGUCAUGGAGACCAUCAUGGCGGCGGAGGGCGAGGAGAUGAGCGGCAACGGAGAGCUGGACGAGUCUGCAGCCAUGGAUGUCUCUGAAGCGCCACCGCCACCUCCUCCGCCUCCCCCACCUGAGAUGUCAGAGGAAAACGGCAGUGUUGCUGCGGCCCCUGAGGGCCCUAUAGAUGCCGACCCUGCUUCCUUCUCCAUGCCCUCGGCUUCUGAGGAGGAGGAGUUACCAGCAGACUUUGAACGUAUGUUGAAAACGGCAAACGAUAAUCCUCAAGACUUCACCAGUUGGACAGAUCUACUGCAAUACUGCGAGCAAGAGGGUCACGUCAUAGCAUCACGCAGAGCGCUAGAGGCCUUUCUUGCCCGGUAUCCUCUCUGCUACGGCUACUGGAAGAAGUUUGCUGAUCUGGAGCGGCGUGCCGGGUACAAUGACAAAGCAGAGGAGAUUUGUAUUCAGGGCCUCCAGGCAAUCCCCCUGAGUGUAGAUCUGUGGAUCCACUACAUCAAUCUACUGUUGGGAACACUUGACAUGAACCUGGAAGAUUCACCCAGUAGGAUUCGCACUGUGUUUGAGGCAGCGGUCUCAGCAGCAGGCCUGGACUUCCACUCAGACAGACUUUGGGAUCUGUAUAUUGAGUGGGAGAAGGAGCAGGGGAACAUGAAGAGCGCUGCAGCCGUCCUGGACAGAGUACUUAAAAUCCCCACCCAGCUCUACAACACCCACUACGACAAGUUCAAAGAGCACCUGAACAAUGAUGCGCCUAAAGACGUGCUUUCUGUAGAAGAGUACGAGGAGCUGAGGGCAAUAUGCCGCCAAAACCAGAAGGCUGAGCGAACCGAACAGGAGAAGGAGAAGGAAGAGGAGAGGCCGCCAGGGGAGGAAGAGCCCGCCACACCAGAAGGGACCGACAGUGAAGAACUGAUGCAAAAGAUAAGAGAACAAGUUCUGGUUUGCAGGGAUAAAGUGUACCAGGACAACGAGGGAGAAGUCCGCAACAGAUGGAACUUUGAAGACGCUAUCAAGCGACCGUACUUCCACGUAAAACCACUCGACCGCUUGCAGCUCCAAGCCUGGCACUCUUACUUGGACUGGGAGAUUGCUGAGACGAAAAAGGACGCCAAAGACACAACACAAGAUCCAAACCAAGCUGCCUCAGAGGAAUCCGGGGAAACAUCCCGGCCUCAGGAAGCCCCGCAGGAUCCUGCAGCUCCCCGCAGUGACCACAGAGUUCGAAUCUUGUUUGAACGCUGCCUGAUCGCCUGUGCGCUGUAUGAGGAGUUCUGGACCAGGUACAUUCAGUACCUGGAGCCCCAGAGCGUGGACGAGGCUCGAGCUGUUUUCAAACGAGCCUGUGUCAUCCAUCUGGCUUACAAACCCAACAUCCACAUGCUGUGGGCCACGUUUGAGGAGAGGCAUGGUGACUUAACCGAGGCCAGGCGAGUGUUGGAGGCCCUGGAGAGCUCUCUGCCAGGUCUGGCAGUCGUCCGACUCCGCAGGGCUGCUUUGGAGAGACGGACAGGCCACUUGGAGCAAUCUGAGGCCUUGCUGACUGAGGCAGUGGCUCAAUCCAAAGAGAAACCCACACUACAUGCUUUCUACUCCAUCAAGCUGGCUCGUCUACUGCUGAAAGUGGGCAGGGACCCCAGCAGAGCUCGCACAAUUUUACAGGAAGCACUGGAAAUUAGUCCGGAUAAUGACAAACUGCAUUUGAACCUCUUGGAGCUGGAGGUGUCGGGGGACCCCUGGGCCUCGGCUGAGGCGGUGAAGGAGUGUGUGACACGGGCUCUUGCAGCUCCUCUCACCCCACACACCAAGAUCCUCCUGUCACAGAGAGGCCUGCAGUUUGCAGAGGAUUACAGCAACUCCAUCGAGAGUGUGCUGUCCAUUUACGAGGCACACCAGAAGCUGCUGACUGAGCUCGGUGGGACAAAGAGGGAAGCAGAGAACGGGGAUGAGGAUCCAGAAAAGCCGGAGAAAAGUGACGAUGGCGCUGCUGUUGCCGCAUCUACACAAGUCCCUCCCACUUUGCCUCAUGUCCCCAUCACCACGCCGCCGCCAACUAUGAUGGGCACCGAUAUGAGCGCUCAGUCGAACUAUGGAGCCUACAGCAACUGGUACCAGCAACAGUACGGCAAUUACGGCUAUCAGAACAACUGGAACUACAACCAGACCUACUAUCCACCCAGCUAAAAGCGAGUCAGAGCAGCCGUGUCAACGGUUUCAUCCAACUGAACAACAGACUGAAGCGCAGUGUCCUGCAGAUGCUGAUGCAGCUGCUGAAGCGUAUCGCAGCCUCCUCCGGCCCUUCCUCCGGGUUACGUCACUGUCCUGGAUUUGGGGGAAAUAAGACGUGGAGCUCAUUUAAUGCGUCAUCACCUCUUCAGUUCUGAGGGGCAGGUGGAAAUAUCAACGAGAGAAAAUCUGCGUUUUCAGAAAUGUUCCUCUGCAAUUUUAAUUACAGCUAUUUUUGUAUUAGUUGGAAAACUGACCUCUUUGCUGGUGUUUUAAAAGCGUCCAUUUAUCCAACUUUAGUUGGCAAUGUUUGUUUGACAUUUUGUACCAUUUCACUGUGUAGUCUGUUUUCGUCUGAUGUAUAUAAAGGUGUUUUAUAGUGUGUCACAACAGAGCUUUUUUUUUUUUUUUUUUUUUUUUUUUUUUUUAAAUUUCACGUCUCUUUACUUGUGCUUCCAUAAUGAGGGGGGGAUCAGCUUUUACACAUGCUUGCUGUAAAACUACAAACGGUGAGAGGAAUGUGUCCUAUGCACUGUAUAUCUACUGUAGUCAUUUAUAUAAAAUCAAACUUUUUAAAAAUAUACACAAGUCGGGAUAGCAUUCAGAAUUUACUUCUUUGAUUCUUUUUGUUUUAAUUAAGCCAUCAGCGUAAUCCAUGACAGUCCACCUUAAAUUUAAAUGAAUUCAACUGGAUCUUAAAUGAAGGGCUGUGGGGAAUCUUGUGGAGUUGGGAAAGCAAAGUUGACAAAGCUUCGUAACGGGUCCUGCUGCCUUGUCUGACUGAGAUUAAUGUCAUCCUCAAAUAAAAGUUACCCAGAAUAACUAACAAUUGAUAUUAACAAGUAAUUUGUUCAUCUCUAGUUUGCUGUUAUCAACUGACCAGUCUCAUUUAAGUAUUUUAUUUUUAUAAUUAACCUUUAUUCAUCCCACAAGGGAAAAAUAGUGUCUGCUUUUAACCCAUCAGUAGUUAGACGAGAAGCAGUGGGAUGCUAGAUUUACAGCCCCGGGGAGGAGCUAGGGUUAAGGGCCUUGCUCUGGGGCACAACGUCGUUCACCUCGGUUGCAAUCUGAGGACGAACCUGGGUCCCUAGCUCCCAUCAAGGUUCUAGUUUUGUCCCUUUUUUUCCUGACAGACCUGAUGGAACCGAGUCCAGCCUGUGAACCAUUUCAUGAUGCCCACACAUUUUCUAUAGCGCUGGGGUCAAGGCUUUGUGGAGGCCACUCUGCAUAUAUUCAUUUUGUUGUCUUUGGGACAUUUUGCAACUAAUUUGGAGGUACGCCUAGAGCUGCGAUCCAUUUGUAAACCUGUC